UUUGGUGGAAUGGAAGUCACGUGAUUUCACGUCUCACCGUUUAUUGGUCUGUGGUUAUACGUCACAGUAUAACAUCCGCUAGCUAGUAGCUACGUUAGUUAUUGUAAAGAAUGCAUACUUGUGCUGAUAAAAGUAAAUACUGACGACUGAAAUUGUUAUAUAAUUGUCGCGCUGUGAACAUACAGUUUCUUGCUCGUGUAUAAAAUCGCACUGGAAUGGUCACGCUAUAUGUACUUAGUGCUAUCGACGCACGUGAGUUGCUAACCAUAAUCGCAUACUUUUCACAUGAGCGACGGGACAUAUGAGGCAAUGUUGGUUAAAACUGAGACACCAGAACAACUAAUAAGCCUAGGAAAUGGGGCAUCUGGAGUUGAAUCAUCAGAAGCGGUUGCCAAUUCAAAGCAGGCACCACAGGCCGAAGCCCGGUCAGAUCAAAGUUCUGACCCGGUCACGAAACACGAGUGCCUAGAAGAUUUUGACCUUUGUUAUCAGCAUUACGGUGAGGAAUUAGCCAUCAAAGAGCCAAGCACAUUAAUUUGUCCUACAAAAGAAGAUCUGGAGAGGAUUCCUCCACAAACAUAUAAAAAACCACGAAUCGACACUUCACUCCUUCUCUUGACCAGGAAAUUUUUGAAGUUGCUGAAACAGUCAAAAGAUGGCAUUUUGGACUUGAAUAUUGUGAGCCAAGAGCUCAAUACCCCUAAGAGACGCAUCUAUGACAUCACAAACGUCCUGGAGGGGAUCAGCCUAAUCAAGAAGGAAUACAAGAAUCAAGUACAGUGGCUGGGUGAUUGUCUCAAUGAAGAUGUAUAUAAAGUGAUGCGUGAUCUUGCUGAAGAAGAAAGGAAGCUCGAUAUGCUGAUUAAAAGCUGCACAGAAGAGGUUAUUCAUCUGUGUGUGAAUGAGCAAACCAGCAGAUUUGCCUAUGUGACCUAUGAGGAUAUUCAAACCAUUCCCAUUCUGAGAGAGCAAACUGUGUUUGUGAUCAAAGCCCCUGAAAACACAAGCCUGGAUAUUCCACACCCAAAAGAAAGCCUACAAAUUCACCUCAAGAGCACCCAGGGACCUAUUGACGUGUUGGUAUGCUCUGAUGAGCCUCUUCCAAUGGAAGUCACAGAUGGUGUGGCGGGCGAUGCCAAUAGCAGCCACAUGUCCACCACUGUUACCAAUGACUCAUCAUUCACCUCAGUUGUUCAGAUGCCCCUUAAAAGUGACCCUUGUUUUUAAGGAUGUCACUUUCCCCCAGAGCCUGUUUUCAAAUCACUUAAAACCACCUCAGUUAAAUUUUCCCAAACUCCCUUCAAAGAGUGAUCUAACUUGGUCCCCGCCCCGCUGUGCAUGAUGACAUUUUUUCCCUCCGCAGAUGCAUGCCAUUUCCUUGUGGCCUUCAUGCAAACUGUUACUAAAAGCACCCAUUAAGAAAGCUACGACACUGAAUGUACCCUGAAUUUAGUCACUGGCUUUAUUGAAAAAUGUAAGGAGAAGUUUGCGUCACAUUUGUUCUCAUUUGAAUAGUUGUUUUAAACUACAUAUACACAAAAGUCAUAGAUUUCCUUCUAAUUAUGACAUUGUGUUAAAAUCUUAUGUGGGAGUGUAGGGUUUUAGGUUUCAAGUGAUAUUGAUGUUAAAAAAAAAUCUGAUGCCUUCAGUUUUGACCAUCAGUUGCCAAUGUUCUCUUGGGAAGAAUUCACUGUGGAGUGUUUUUUUACAUUAUUUUCAAUAACUUAUUUUUCUUCUGUUAGAGAGAAAAAACAUUUCAAUUUGCGUUCAAAUGUUCAUUUUAACAUGGCCACUGUCUGAGUCGAUCGUAUUUCUACGGUGCAUACAUAUGUAUACGAUACCUUCAAAUAAAACAAGCCUUGAAAUAAUUCACUUUGAUUUAUUUAUCUAAAUGAACACAAAACCAGUUUCACAUAACUUUAGAAAUUUUAUCACUACAGUACUUUCAAUUAUAUGUCUUACUGUAUCAGGGAUGCGAAACGUAUGCACCAUUAUCAAUGGUUUAGUGAGUAAUUUUCACUCUUGCUAAUAUUGUUUGCUUGGGAAAAAAAGUAUGCUGUUGUAUUGCUGUUGGUAAAGGCAUACCUUAUUGUUACUCAAACAAUUUAAUCUUUACAAAAAGUGGCAGGUACGACAAUUUUUUUUAAAUUAAAUGACAGUUAAAUAUAAGUUGAUAAUUAGUAAGAAUGUUUUGUGCAAUACGUCUUGAUUUAGUAUUUAAAACUUUCCAUUUUACAUAAAACCCAUUUUUCCCCUUAUAGUUCUAUUGAAACUUACAUUUGUCCUCAUGAAUGGGAUUUUGCACACCUAUGAAGGUAGAUUUGUGUCUUUAAUCAAUAAAAAAAAAAAGGUGCUUAAAUUGAAAAAGUCGCUUCAAUCAAAAAUAUAUUUUCAAUAAAAAAUUGAAGGGCAAUUUUUUUUGCAAAUGAUUUUUUGUCUUUGAUUGAAAAUAGUUUUUUUUUUAAUUGAAGCAACUUUUUCUGGGAUUGAGUGAUAUGGACACAAAUGUCCUACCCAUAAGAUGGCCCAAACACAAAAAGGAGUGCUUCAAUCAAAGAUAAGUUUCAAUGACAAAAUUAAGUGUUCAAAUGCAAAUUUGAGUCUCAAAUAUUUUUUCGCAUUCAAAAACUUUUUUUCGUAUGAUUGAAUUUUUUUCUUUGAUUGAAGCAACUUAUUUUUUGAUUGAAUAAUAAACACAAAUGUCAUAGCCAAAAUGUGGCCCAAACGCAAAACUACAUUAAUUCAAUCAAAAAAAUUGUUUCAAUCCCCCCCCAAAAAAAUCAAAAACUUUUAAAAUGCGUUUUUUGUUUCAAAAUUUUGAUUGAAGCAGCUUCUUUUGAUUGAAUUAUAAAGACAAAUCUACCUUCACACACACCCACCCACUUCCUCUGUCCUCCUGAAAAGGUCUGUAUCAAUAAUGCAUGUGUCCAUGCGCUAGGUGGCAGUGUAUUACCACAGAUUUGCAGAUGGAAUGCAUAAUCUGUGGUGGUUUUGAAAUAUAAGUACGUAUAACCACAUUCUUUCACUCCCACAUACAGUACUGUACUUGUUUCAAGCUUCAGAAGUUCACAGCACCCCUCUGAGUUGAUGAACCAACAUUUUAUUUUGUUGCUAUGGUGAUCUGAGGGAGAGUUUCUUAAAGUGGGAAAUUACAUUGCACUUCAUCUAUAAUCUCUUAAUUUAAAUAAAUAACGAGUAGGGGGAAUAAAGUGAAGUCACGCUAAAUACUGCAGAUUUGGAUAGUCUCAAAUGGUUUAAAAGAUUUUCCUAGUUAACUUUGGAGUUCAUGUAGUGGUGGCUCCAUUGAUGAAGAAAAAAAUGCCAUUCAUAUAAAUUCUACUCCCAGUUUGUUCAUACAGUGCUUUAAUAUAUGUAUCCAUAAUAUACAGUUGUUUUACUCUCCCUUUGACAUAAAAACCACAAAAUUCCAAACGCAAUCACUCGGAAGUAAUUGAGUAAAAAUAUUAAAUAAUAAUAAAACCUCACACCGCUGUCCUGUCUGGCCAACUUUCUUCGCGCUCAUCUAAUAUAAAACCUGAGACUAAAACAUAUUUAACGUCCGGGUCAUAAUCCUAACAGAUCUGUUCAUGCUUCUCUUUGUCUGAAAUACAGCGUCAACAUGGGGAAAAAAAAGCUACCUCAACCUGAUGAUGUAAUCCAUUGGGAGGGUUGAGUACUUACACUCGUCCAUAGAUGGCAAUAUUGCUCCUCCAAAUCCUCCAUAAACCCAAUCAACCCAGUUCCCUACAAAUACAAGAGUUCACAGAGUCACUGGAUCACUGCAGUGAUUGAUUUAUGUGUUUCAGUUUUUUGUCUCUCUUUGUGUGCUGUAAAGAUCUUGCACAUGAGAGGGGGAAAAAAACAACUCUGAAUAUUGAGCCUGGUUGUAUUGAAUUAGACCUGACGUCAACCUCGCCCCCUGCCUCAAGAGGACACAGUUAAAGAUCAUUCAUUAAAGCUGCCAAUCACAAGAUCAAUCUUUCGAUGGAGUUUCAUUUUUAAAGUGCAUCAGCUCGUAGCUAACAAACACCGAAGGGCCUGCGGGAGGGUAGAUGAUCGGGUUUAACAGGGAGACCGGACUAAGUCACAAUUUAAGACCUUCAGAGGAUUUUGAAAAGCAGUUCACACAGGUUGCCCUUAUUCUCCAAAACAUAUUGACUUGAGUCGAUGUUGACAUCUCCCUGAUGCUGCCCUGUCUUUUCGAAUUCUGCCAUGCACACUGGCUGUGAGUGAAACAACAAAAAAUUGAGAGUGUGUUAAAGUCGGAAUCUGAAAGUGAGAGAGUGAGAGAGGAUGGUAGAGAAAGUACUACUCGUCUUGCAUUGGCUGGUAAUAGUGUGUCGUACUUUUGCGCUGCACGCCGCUGACCAAUCAGCUGUCUCCCAAAUAUUUUGGGUUUAUGAAUGAAGUAAAAAGUGAGAGGGCAGGAAAGGAAUAGUUUGAUUCAUCAAGCCUGAGUACGCCAACGAAAUACAGUAUGUGCUGUGUGAAAACCCUCUGGAGGGCCUAAUAAUGUCAAUGUCUGGUUCAGCAACAUGAUGCAAAAAAAACUAACAACAACCUGCGGCCUCUGUUUUUAAAAAUGGUGCCACUUACAUUGCUUUCUGUACAAGUUCCAAGAGUUAAAUACUGUUUCAAAUUUACUCUGCCAUGAUUGGGGCCAGUGAGUGCACAAGCUUGUUUCGUGUGUGACAUCAUUGAUUAAUAGUUGUAGCUCGACUAUAAAAGUGACAACUUCAAAAAACAUUUAUCGUUCGUACCCUACAAGAGGCCUGAAACACUAAUUAUUGACUACUGUAUGGCCACACUUGCAUAAUUUGAAAUUAUCUAAUGUGUAAACAGUGUCCAGAAUUCCAGCUCUGAAAAGGGUGCUUUCUAGUUUUGAUAAGUAUGAUAUAGGCGAAAUGAAAAGUAAGACUUUGUUGAGGUGAGAGAAUGUGGGGUCAAAGAGCAUACUGAAGGGGGACAAGCAAGCUUCAAACCAAGUACCUUAAGUGUUCUCCAACAGCGUUUGAAACUUCUUGACCUGAAACAGAGGCUCUCGCAAGCUCACCCACUUCAUGCUAGAAUUGGCUUCCUGCGUAGAGCUGGGAAAGUGGACAAGGUUUUGCACUUUCAUCACACCCUCUCUUUUUGCUUGUGUUACCAAGGAAUACUGCGUAGAAAGAUAUCUAUGCUUUCCCACCAUUUAUAGUAUGAUUAUUUCGACGUCAUGCUUGGCCCAAAAUUGCCUGAAUUUCUGAAAUGGACCUCAAAAAGGGUUUGUAUGGAAUUUAAUCUCAAGGCUACAACAAAGACACACAUGUAUGGCCAUGUAAAAAAGUUUGAGUCGGCAAAUUGAAAAUGUGCAGCAAAGGUACUUAAAGGGAGAAAAAAAAUCUUCCUCUCUGCUUUUCUUAUAAUACUCCAAUUGACCAUGAAAAUGUAUUUGAAUCUUAUUAAGUGGGUGUUUCCUCACUUUAACCAAGAACAUAAAAAGCGCGUGAGAAGUUAUCUGAGGUAGAAUCCAGAUGAGUCAUUCUACACACUUAAGGAUAAGAGUGAGAGAAGAUCCGUUGGUGUUCUUUCCGCAGGAGACAUUUCACAAGGGAUUUACCACCACAUUAUUUGCAGUCAGAGAUCACUAAUGUGUAGUCGCAUCUAGGAUACUGAAAUAUGCAAAUAUAGUGUGUCCUUAAAAUUCAAGCCCUCGAGGGCUAGAGAAGCAAACCGUGCUUUCUUUUGAUCUCAAAGGAGAUGAAACUAAAGUGUUGCAAUGUACUGUACAUGGAGUAGAAGACAAUUCGUAUUAGUAAUAAAAUGUACUUAGCAAAAGCUGUGGUUCAUUUACUUUCCACCCCAGUGGACGCUUGAGCGAGAGGAUCAAUGAAGUGCACAAAUCCAUACUGUAGGUGUAUGGACUGAUCAUUAGAGGAAGUGAUUUUCUUCUGUCACGUGGUUUUGAGAGGCUUGUAUGUACAAAGGUUUGACCUCGCAAAAGGAUUUGGCUUAAGAUGCGCUCUGUCAACUUUCCACAUUCCCAUAUUUGUAUAGGCUUGAAAGGACUCUGCUCUCUGGAGGGGUGAAUGUGAGUAACCAGAUGAUGUAGAGUUGGCUGUCUGUGCUGCGACACAGCUGGGCCCUGGCUUUGGUAAAUGUGGAGAGCUUGGAAUGUGAUGUCCACUUCCUUCUUGUUCCUCGUUUGUGGUUUGUAUUUUCCCCUCUUCUAGGCUUCUGCAUUAGUGGUCAUGAUGACAGCACUGUGAGGCCUGUUGUGAGCCUUUAACCACCACUCCACCCCUCUCCUCUUGGAGUGGGUGUUCACUUUUUUUGCUUUCACUUGGAUGCAUCAAAUAUUUGCAUAGACAGAAGAAGGCGUUUAACCUGAACCCAUAGGCUCACACCCUUUAGCCAAUGGGAGAAUGGGCUGUCAGUUGUCAUUUGCAUGUCAUUUGCAUCGGAUCCCCAGUGACUGUUUGCAAUGUCAAGAGGGCAAAUUAACCAGUGUUCCAUUUUAGCCAGAUUUGCAUCUCAUUUGCAUUCAAGUUCUUUAAUGAGGGUUACUUAGAUAUCUGACCCAUGUGCAAACUUCUUACCUUGUGCGCAGAGCCUGAAGACAGUGAGAUGGGCUAAUUUCAUUAAGGGAAACAGCCGUUUGACAGAGAGAGUGCCUUUGGAUGUAAUCGUUAAAGGGGACGGUGGCUUGCAAGCUGUUUGUAAUCAGGCACUUUUCGCAUGCAUAUGGACAUUGUGCCAUAUUUAUUGUAAGGAUGAAAGAUUAGGCAUGGAGAGUGUAGCAGGCAGCAUCAAUCUCCAUCAGCAUCUUCGGGCGGGCACAUUAAUCAUCCCAUCUAUGGAAAAUCAUCCUCAUCGGACCAUUGGGGCCAGUGUGUGCGUGUAUUUGAGUGUGAGUGUGCAAUACUGAUGCAGACACGGACAGAAGGGGAGUUAGUGGCCGACUGAGCAGAAGCACAGCAGCCAAUACUUCUUCAUUGAUCCUAGGAACUCGGACUGGCCGUUACACUGUGUUCUCUCCUGCUAAUGUGUUCACAUGGCAUCACCUGACUGAAUGGUCUCACACGUAGGCCAAAUCGUUUAACUACGCAUGCUUUUCCAUAGAGACGGCAGUUUUUUCCUCUCAUGCUUUCUGCAAUCCUCUUUUCUUAUCCUUUUUAAUUUAUAGCUGGGUAAGAAAGCUUUAUGAGCAGAUGGAUUACAGCACAUAUGUUAGAUUCCUGAGUUCGGCGACUAAACCAACACCAAUGCUCAGACAUCCAGCAGGGGCAUGCCGUGGUUCUAUUUUAACAAGUUCUCUAUCCUGCAGGUUCUUUCAAUCGCACAUACACUGAAUUUUAAUGUCGCAGGUUUUACGCUUUGAUUUAGCAAUCAUUUUCUAAAUCGACUUUUACUUAUAAACUCCCUUAAAAUCGGGUAUGCUAAUUUAAUAUAGCCUAACAUAACUUGUUGAAAUAAGUUGUUACCAUUCCAUAGAUUAAGCGUGCCAGCAAACUUUACGCUUUUAUUCGCUGACUCGGACAUCCUUUAGCAGGUAUUUUAAACUAUAUGCAUUGACUACAAGUGAACAAAAACAGUACAUGCCUCUCGCAUGGAUGUUUGUAUUCAUGCGCUUUAAACCAUGCACUGUAUGCUUUGGUUGCUACUUAGCAAACCCUUUUCUGUCUCCCGGAGAGCUGGAAAGAACCCAGCGAUAAAUAAAGAAAAAUAUAAUACCACUGAAAUUUCAUUCGGCUGUUUGCUUUACAACAAAAUAGCCUCUCGUUUUCCAGUAGGAAUAGGUGCAUUUCUGCUCUUUACCUUGCUUUCAAAGAAUGUUACAUCCAGAAUAGAAAGAAAAAAUCAAUCAAAUGUUCUGCCUUUUUACAAAGAUUUAUAGAAUGCUUUAUACUAUUCUGUAGAGUGUUUUAUAUGCAGUAUGGCUCCAUUCUCUACCAUAUACAGUAUAUAUAGGGAAAUGCCCUUGUUGGCUCAAAGCAGACGAACCAGCACUCACAGUCUCAUUACCAGGCUUUGUGUUACGUGUUGUGUGAGGUGCUUAACCAUGGACAUGUUCUUGCACAUGCGUGCUUAUGUAUUUGCUGACACACGCACGCAUGUACGCACGCACACACACGGUGUGCCUGGUAGUAGGUCUAAUGAGAAAAAAGGCCUUGAAUGGCCCUCAUGCUUUGAAGCAUUAAAGCUUAAUAACCUGUCCUUUCAGCUCGCUCUAAAGAACACGCGCCACGCUGAUAAUUGGAAAGAUACUGCCCAUUUUCUAUAGCUUUCUCUUGUCUCUUUUGUCUAAUGGCCGCAUUUGCUUCAGCCGGAACUAUUACUUGUCCAUGAAAAAUUAUUUUCUUGUUUUUCCAAUCAUAAUUUGGCUCUUUAGUAGUGGCUUGUAUGAUGGACUUCUCUCGUUGUUGCCUCUAAAGCAUCGUCGUUGUCGUGGACUGCGAAAAUAAAUAAAUGGGAAGAACCAGGCAUGAGGCAAAGCAUCAACAAUUUGACUCAAGGCCUUUAAUAGCCUAUAUUUCAAAAUAAAGGAAAACAAAGCCAUAUAUUCCGAUGAUAAGACUUAUUCAACUCAAGGCAGUAAGUGGCCCAGCAAGCUCCCAAAAUGUGAUUAAUCUCAGUUAAAACUUGGCAGCUGAUGAUGAUCACGUUAUCAUUUCUCAUUACAUUACAUCACAUUAGUUCUGAAUCUCACUGUUUCCCAAACACUAGCCAUUAUUAUGCUGAAUAUAC
Molecule: messenger RNA, 8724 nt
Organism: Corythoichthys intestinalis (scribbled pipefish)
Lineage: Eukaryota; Metazoa; Chordata; Actinopteri; Syngnathiformes; Syngnathidae
Gene: e2f3
Product: E2F transcription factor 3
Exons: 6
Coding region: 286-1227 (313 amino acids)
Biological process (GO): regulation of transcription by RNA polymerase II
Cellular component (GO): RNA polymerase II transcription regulator complex
Molecular function (GO): RNA polymerase II cis-regulatory region sequence-specific DNA binding; protein dimerization activity; DNA-binding transcription factor activity, RNA polymerase II-specific
Source: RefSeq, a predicted model, not a curated record